Anguilla anguilla (European eel) is the source of this 2209-nucleotide messenger RNA. It is a transcript of the gene smim12, whose product is annotated as small integral membrane protein 12. The transcript is spliced from 2 exons. Bases 709 to 987 code for a protein of 92 amino acids. The record is from RefSeq and is a predicted model, not a curated record. Lineage: Eukaryota; Metazoa; Chordata; Actinopteri; Anguilliformes; Anguillidae.
GGAAGCACUCUGCGCGUCGGUCAGGAGAGAGUAUGUGGACCUUAAUGUUAAACUUUCAAAAUCAGAGGGGAAAAGCGUAGUUUGGAGGGGAGUAAUCAAACAAUGGCAACAACAUUGGGAUAGUGAAACAAAAGGAAGACCUUUAUAUAAAAUACAAAAUAAAGUAGGAAUGGCAAGAAACAGUGGAACCGAUAGAAGAGAGCAAGUAAUCAUAAGUAGAUUAAGAAUUGGUCACAGCAACUUGAAUAGCACACUAUUUAUUAUAGGAAAACAUCCAACUGGCUAUUGCGAUCAGUGCCAGGAAUUAGAAACAGUGGAGCAUGUCCUGAUUGAAUGCAGGAAGUAUGAGCAAGAAAGAAGGGUAAUGUUUACAGGAUUACAGAGACUAGGUGUGGAGGCAAGGUUUACAGAUCUGCUUGAGUGUGGGGACACGGUGGAGGGAAAGAAGGAGAUAUUUAGUUUUUUGAUGGCAACUGGAAUAAGUAACAGGAUAUAAGAGAUCCAGGCAGCAAUACAUGGUUAGAUCCAGAAGGGGGCGGUAAUGCAACUAAAAAGGAUUUCAACUGCCGUAAAACACCAAAGAAGAAGAAGAACAACAACACUGUGCGUUGUCAUUACGUGAGCCAAUAUAUUUUCAGCUGGGACGGAAGUUAGUUCGGCUGCACGUAGAAGGCAGAGUGGUCAUCAGCCCUGGGACGAAGAGCAACCAUGUGGCCUGUGAUGUGGGUAGCCAUGCGGACCUAUGCCCCCUAUGUCACGUUUCCAGUGGCUUUUGUGGUGGGGGCAGUGGGGUACCACCUAGAGUGGUUCAUUCGGGGCACACCAAAGCCCCAGCUGAGGGAGGAGAAGAGCAUUCUGGAGCUGAGGGAGGAGAGGAAGCUGGAGGAGCUAGCGGGGCAGGACUGUACCAAUGUGACCAGCCUGAAGGAGCGGUUGGAGUUCACCCCCAGGGCCGCACUAGAAAGGAACCGGCCUGAGAAGAGCUAACUAACAGCUGCCCUGUAUGUGGAAGAAAAGGGGGGUACCUUCUGUGACACUGAGUGUUGGUGACAUCCCCCACCAUCCCUUGUCUUGGAAAUAUUCACACACAUAUUUACACCAGACACAGUCACUAGGCUACCACAGCCCUUUAAGAAAGCGAUGGAUGAUAGGAGUUGUAGUACCCAACCCCCCGGCCCCCAAUUCAGCCUGUUUGUUUUGUACACAAGCCUUGAUUAAGUUUCUUUCCCAGAUGCUUUCACACAAAUUGAUCUGUGGUGAUUCACGUCUCAGACACAUCCUGGGAGCAGGGCUUUUGUUAAGGAGACUGGAGACUUACUUGAUUGUACUUUUCAGCCACAUUCAUCAUAGAGGAAAUACAAGAGCGAGACUGGUUACGGUACAGAGUCCUCGUCCUUUUUGAUCAUUUGUAAAGCCAAAACCUAUGGCUGUGGUUGCCAGAAAUCAUUGCUUGGAUUUGAAAAGGGACAUGUAGGCUACCUGUUUGAAACGUGUGGAAAUUAGGUUGGCCAGUUGGCGCCUUAUUGGAAUUCAAGAAGCUUCUAUUCUAAGAUGAUGGCAAGAGGUAGUGAGAAUUUGCACUAAUCUUCAAUUUUAAUGAGUUGCCUACAUUCACAUUUUUGUCCUUGUGAAUUGUGGGUAUUUUGAAGAAAAAUGUGUGUGUUGAUGCAUGUCCAAUUAUUCAUAAUUGAAUAUAUGUACCGGAUUUGCCUUCAUUUUCAGAAAGCACAUCAAGUAUACUUGCUUGUCAUCUGUUGUGUUCCUAAAGUAUAUGAAUAUUUAAAUUUUCUAAUAGGUUAAUGUAGUUCAGUCAUUUCUGUGGCAGAUGUAUUUUUGCUUUUCAAGUAUGGUUUUCAGGGAAGAAUCAGGACGUGAAAUGUGACAAUUAAAUCUGCAUCCGUUUUAGAACUUCAAACUGUGAUGACGUUUUCUUAAUCCGUGUUUCGGCAGCGCUUGGUACAGUUUUAUGAAGCAGUAGUAAGUCACAGUGCAAUCUGAGCCAGAGUGUCAUUGGUCAUGUUCUGAUCACAAAUGGGCACCACUGUCUGUCACUUUGAGGGGGGGGGGGGGGCGGUUUCAUCCGCCAGGUCAAGCACAGUGAACAGGAAGUGAUGGAGUCUCUCUUGGUAAUGCAUGCCAAAACAGUGUUCUUAGAGGAAAUGGGCACAGUUUCUGUGGGAUGCUAAUAAAAUCCCUUCAACAAUCAAAA